AUGUCGGACAAUGCUAUGACACAGCCUGAAUUUCCUGAUGUCGAUCAUGGAACUAGAAUUCUCGUGGCUACAGCUAUCACUACGGCUGCGGCGAUCAUUACCGUGUUGGCAAGAUUCUACGUGCGAAUUUUCAUUAUUCACAAUAUUGGAUGGGACGACUAUAUCAUGGGUUUUACAAUGCUGCUCUCUGCCUGUGGGUUCGCAAUUAUCAUCCCUGAGGUGAAGUAUGGCGCGGGAAGACAUAUGAUAUACGUUCAACACACGGCAACUACAGCCAUGCGAUUGAACUUUGCGACUCAGGGGAUCUACCUGUGGGCAAUUGGCCUGGUGAAAAUAUCGAUUGGGUUAUUCUUGCUUCGUUUCGCACCCCGGAAGGGAUAUAAAAUCUUUAUUUGGGUUGUUAUUGUUCUCAUGGGUCUAUAUACCACGAUUUGCUUUUUGACUCUCAUGUUCCAAUGCAGGGACAUUCGAUCCAAUUGGGACAGCUCGGUACAGUCAAAAUGUUUCUCUACCAAACAACUUCUGGCACUGAGCUAUACAAACACUGCUCUGAACAUCUUGACUGAUCUGAUAUUUGCAGUCCUGCCGGUGUUUAUGUUAAGACACCUUCAAGUUAAUAUCAGAGUGAAACUAUCCCUGAUCUGCAUCUUGGGAUUAGGUGUUUUUGCUUGUGCGGCGGCCUUCAUCAAGCUCUCCAUCAUACCCAAUUAUGGUCGUACAGGUGAUUUCCUCUGGGACUAUACAGAUCUCACCAUCUGGGUCGUUACGGAAUGCAAUAUAGGCAUCAUCGCCGGUAGCCUCCCAACCCUCAAACCGCUCUUCAAAUCAAUCCUCCACAUCUACGGUUCCCAGUCAAAAAUGACUCGAGACUACUUCGGCUCCAAGAGAUACAAGAUGGACACGAUAGCUCGUUCAAGGGGAACACCGCUGCAGUCAUUGGCACACAGUGGCAAGUUCAGCAGUGUCAAGCAUGACAUGGACCUGAAGGUUCCCCGAUCCCACGUUACGCCUACGACGCGCUCGGGGACUUUCCUGGACAGCGAGCAGAGUAACUCUAGUGAGGAGCAGAUCCUGCCAGUUCCCGGAGAUGGUAUUGUUUACACGACCGAGGUGAUAGUUUCAAGUACCCAGGGCAUAUCCCAACCUCAGGGAAAUGCCUAUUACCAUGGGUGA
Penicillium paradoxum is the source of this 1173-nucleotide messenger RNA. RefSeq lists its product as uncharacterized. The record is from RefSeq and is a predicted model, not a curated record. The coding region runs from base 1 to 1173 and encodes 390 amino acids. The transcript has 7 exons. Lineage: Eukaryota; Fungi; Ascomycota; Eurotiomycetes; Eurotiales; Aspergillaceae.